This is a messenger RNA of Linum tenue, 2510 nucleotides long. NCBI's taxonomy places the organism in Eukaryota, Viridiplantae, Streptophyta, Magnoliopsida, Malpighiales, Linaceae. The record is from the annotation of a GenBank genome assembly.
AUUUCAUUUCACCAAGAGGCAAGAACCCUAUAAAUAUAAGCACCCUAAAAUGGUUUGAGAUUUGUUCAAGCACGGAGCAUCUUGAAGGAAAGGGAAAGUAACGGAAUAGCCUGACAGAGUUGCGGAAACAAACAACAGCUACCAUUGAUUAAAUUCCCCUUUCCUUUCUGCUUCCAAUCCACCACCAAGCAAUGAAUUUACGCUACUGACAAUUCGCGAGCCACAAGAAAGACAGAUGACGACGGAGACGGCAGAGGCUUCUCCAGCCAUGCAACCCAACGACGGCGACGAAUCCGACCAGUAUCCGCCCCACUGGGGUCCGACAGCCUGGUCCCUGCUCUCCGAUCUCCGGCAGCGCUCCCCUCUGAUCCAGUGCAUCACCAAUUUCGUCUCCAUGGACAUUGUCGCCAACACCCUCCUCGCCGCCGGCGCAUCCCCGGCGAUGAUCCACUCUCUGGCCGAGAUCCCCGACUUCACCCCUCAGGCCCAAGCGCUCUGCGUCAACGUGGGAACCCUCUCCCCCUCCUGGGUUCCCGCCAUGAAAUCCGCUGCAGAGCUGAUGGUCAAGUUGGGGAAGCCCUGGGUUCUCGACCCUGUUGCUGCUGGCGCUUCUGGGUUCCGCUUGAAUGCUUGUUUGGCGCUUGUCGGGGUGAAGCCUACUGUAAUUCGAGGGAAUGGGUCUGAGAUCAUUGCUCUGUCCAGGGCUUCUCUCGGUGUCUCCAAGAAGGGGGUAGACAGCGCCCAUGGGUCCAUGGAUGCACUGGAAGCAGCCAAAUCGUUGGCUCGAGCGAGCGGAUCCAUUGUUGCAGUGUCGGGAGCGGUUGAUGUAGUCACCGAUGGCAAUCGAGUUGUUGCUGCUCAUAAUGGAGUUCCCAUGAUGCAGAAGAUCACAGCUACUGGGUGUGCAGUCACAGCACUCAUAGCAGCCUUUGUUGCUCUCGACCCAUCACAUCCUUUGGAAGCAACAGCUUCAGCCCUCUCUGUGUUCUGCAUUGCAGGUGAGCUCGGGAUGGAUUUGGCGAAAGGUCCAGCUUCAUUACGGAUGCACUUGAUCGAUUCCUUGUACGGGCUCGAUGAAGCUGCUUUGCUAUCCCGAGUUAGGAUCACCGAUCUGUAAGGCUGCAAACGCGAGCGCUCGUGAUAUCGGUAAUGUGUCUUGUGACUAAUAGUAGUGUACAGAGUUGCAUAGAUUAGUCUUGGCAUGAAACAGCAUCAUCUAUGAUGUAUGAAUAAAGCAGCUCUCAGUUCAUUUCCAAACCAUAUUUUUCAUUUCACAACAUCGCAUUACUUCUUUGUCAAGUAUUAGAAAGGUCAUGCCUUUGUAACAGCCACAAUCUCAAACCAAAUAUAAUCAACAACCAUUUUACAACAUCGACCAAACAAAUUGAAAACAUCAUCAAUCCAUUCACAAAGUCAAAAAGAAAAACAAAGCAAGAUCCUUUUUUUUUUGGGGGGGUUUUGUUUUAGUACUUGAGAUGAACAGUGACCCGCAGCAAUGUCUCAGCACCAUCUGUGACAUGUUGUCCAGAAGGUAUGAGCCCUCUCACAUUGGCACUCCCGAUGGCGUGCUUGAACUUCCCCGUUCCACCGGUGACCGACAAGUACGACAUGGGGCUGCCAAUCUUGUACACACCAUAGAAGUUGAGGGUGUCACCAAACUCCCCACCUUCGAACAUGGCGGUAAACGACAUCAUCUGGGUGCUGCCAUCUGCAGAGCUUGCCACAUAAACACCCUGAGCCUUGCCAAGCUGCUGUGACCCAAAGUCAGGGGUGGAAGUGAGAAUAUCAUCGAUGACAGUGAUCGUCCCGAACCCGAGUCCCAACCCAUCUGGUCCCAGCUGCGUCUGUAUCUGAUUAACAUUGUUCUGGUUCUGACCAUUUGCUUGCCCUCCAGCAUACCGGGUUCCAGCCAGGCCCGUCCCCAGAGGGAUGCCGUUGAUGUUGACAGUCGGGAGGGCACCGUUGGCGUUUGGGAUGGCUACUCCGCCUUUGGGAGGAACGAACCCAACUGGCCUAGCGAAGGGCACCUGACCACUGUAGAUGUUCCCCAGCAAGCCGGUGAUCGGCCUGGCUGUGGGGCUGCUUCCGCCGAGAAUGUCGUGCAUGUAGAACUCCAGAACGGGGUCUUCUGCAGCACCUUGUGCUGGUAGUGGCGAUACGGCAGUGGCUUGAGCUGCCAUGUAUGCUGCAGCAACUAUGAGUGAAAUGAAAACAGAGGAUACCAUCGAGGUGAUCGACAUAUUUUUGUUUAGUUUUCCUAAAGGUUUGAGGUAAGGAGCUCUAGGUGGUUUAGUGAGAACAGCAAGGUUGAGCGAUGGUUGUUUAAAUAGGAAGCCGAAGGGAGCCAUGGAAGGGAAGGAAGAAGGUGAUUGUUGGAGUAGUUGAUUGUGAGAGUGAAGUUGGUGGCAUUAUUUCUAGUUAGCCUUAGGUGAGUCCUAAAGAUUGUUCAUUAUUGGACGUGAACAGGUUGUAGUAAUGCAGAGUGAAGUUGUUGGAAUUUGGAAAUGCUU